Messenger RNA from Ailuropoda melanoleuca (giant panda), 2902 nucleotides. It is a transcript of the gene OTOP3, whose product is annotated as otopetrin 3. Gene Ontology annotation, biological process: proton transmembrane transport. NCBI's taxonomy places the organism in Eukaryota, Metazoa, Chordata, Mammalia, Carnivora, Ursidae. Gene Ontology annotation, cellular component: membrane. Gene Ontology annotation, molecular function: proton channel activity. The record is from RefSeq and is a predicted model, not a curated record. The coding region runs from base 672 to 2399 and encodes 575 amino acids. The transcript has 7 exons.
UGGAGCACGGGGGACUUGAGAGGAGGACGCGUCUGGACCCUGCUGGCAGGAUGAGGUGGGCAGGUCUCAGAGGCUGCGGGUAGCAUGAGGAGGGCACGAGGGGGGGACUUCCCUCCCCACCCACCUCCUGUCCCGUCAGAAUGAGGUCUCUUCCGCCCCAAGUUCACGUUCGAUUUAGGGAGAGAGAGUGGAGAGGCGAGGUUGCUGUGAGACCGCACCCCUCCCGGGUGCUGGGUGGGGUACAGGAAGAGACGACACCAGACCUGGGAGGGAGGGGGUCCAGUUUGUUCCCUGCCUGGCCACCAAAGGAAAAUGUGGCCUGAACCCCUUUGCUGCAGCUCAAGGACGUUGCACCCCACCCCACCCGAGAGGCGGGCGGUCGCUGGUCCUCGGACCCUGAGGCCGAAAGCCUGCACCGCCUCCGGCCCCGCCCGCCCGCCUCGCCGCCUCGCUAUUGGCUGCACCUUCCGGGCUGGAGCCCCUGGCGGGGUAAUUAACGAAAGAUUAAUGAGAUUCCCAAAGUCAACAGAAAAAUCGAUGGGCUGAGGAGCCCGAGCAGCGGCUGCGCAGUUCCGCGAGGGUAGGGCGUCGGGGGUAUCGGUGCGGGCGCGGGGGCCUCACCUGGACUGAGGAUCGGCGCUGCGCCCGCAGUCGGUGGUCAGCCGGCCCCGAUGCCCGCCCAGGCCUCAGCCCCUCUUCAGGCUCCAUCCGUGGCCUCCCCAGAAGCGCAGGAGACUGGAGCAGCCCCGGCCAAGGGGAAGCCAGUGGACGCGGCGGGGGCCGAGCACGCCUCACCCCAGCAGAAGUCCUGGCUGGUGCGGCAUUUCUCACUGCUGCUGCGGAGGGACAGGCAGGCCCAGAAGGCAGGGCAGCUCUUCUCGGGGCUCCUGGCCCUCAACGUGGUGUUCCUGGGCGGAGCCUUCAUCUGCAGCAUGAUCUUCAACAACGUGGCCGUCACGCUGGGCGACGUGUGGAUCCUGCUGGCUGCGCUGAAGGCCCUGUCCCUCCUCUGGCUCCUCUACUUUGCCGCCCGCACCACGCGCCACCCCCACGCUGUGCUCUACCACGACCCUCACGCGGGACCCAUUUGGGUGCGGGGCUCCCUGGUGCUCUUCGGCAGCUGCACCAUCUGCCUCAACGUCUUCCGGGUGGGCUAUGACGUCAGCCACAUCCACUGCAAGUCGCAGCUGGAGCUCAUCUUCCCUGUCAUCGAGAUCAUCUUCAUCGGCGUCCAGACCUGGGUGCUCUGGAAACACUGUAAGGACUGUGUUCAGGUCAGGACCAAUCUCACCAGGUGUGGUCUAAUGCUGACCCUGGCCACAGAUCUGCUGCUGUGGGUGCUGGCUGUCACCAACGACUCCAUGCACCGCGAGAUCAAGGCUGAGCUCAACGCCCUCAUGGAAAACUUCUCAGGCAAUGACACCAACACCUGCCUCUGUCUCAACGCCACGGUGUGCGAGGUCUUCCAGAAGGGCUACCUGAUGCUCUACCCCUUCAGCACCGAGUACUGCCUCCUCUGCUGCGCUGUGCUCUUUGUCAUGUGGAAGAACGUGGGCCGCCGCCUGGCACCCCACACAGGCACCCACCCCGGCACCCCUCCCUUCCACCUGCAUGGGGCCAUCUUUGGGCCACUGCUGGGACUGCUGGCCCUGGUAGCAGGCGUGUGCAUCUUCGUGCUCUUCCAGAUCGAGGCCAGUGGCCCCACCAUCGCACGCCAGUACUUCACCCUCUACUAUGCCUUCUAUGUAGCCGUGCUGCCCGCCAUGAGCCUGGCAUGCCUGGCGGGCACGGCCAUCCACGGGCUGGAGGAGCGAGAGCUGGACACGCUCAAGAACCCCACCCGCAGCCUGGACGUGGUGCUGCUGAUGGGCGCCGCGCUGGGCCAGAUGGGCAUCGCCUACUUUUCCAUCGUGGCCAUCGUGGCCACUAGCCCCCAUGAGCUGCUCAACCGCCUCAUCCUGGCCUACUCGCUGCUGCUUAUCUUGCAGCACAUCGUCCAGAACCUCUUCAUCAUCGAGGGCCUGCACCGGCGCCCGCUCUGGGAGACGGCGCCCGAGGGCCCGGCAGGGAAGCGGGAGGCUGAGCCACCCCGCCGGGGCUCCCUGCUGGAGCUGGGCCAGGACCUGCGGCGGGCCUCGCUGGCCUACAUCCACUCCUACAGCCACCUCAACUGGAAGCGACGGGCGCUCAAGGAGAUCUCGCUCUUCCUCAUCCUCUGCAACAUCACGCUGUGGAUGAUGCCUGCGUUUGGCAUACACCCAGAGUUUGAGAACGGGCUGGAACAGGACUUCUAUGGCUACCAGACGUGGUUCACCAUCGUCAACUUCGGCCUGCCUCUGGGGGUCUUCUACCGCAUGCACUCCGUCGGGGGGCUGGUGGAGGUCUACUUGGAGGCUUGAGGCUACCCAAGGACCAACCCCCAGCAGAAUUCCCAAGUGCCAAGACUGGGGAGAAGGUAGCCCAAAGCCUCUGAGCAGGGGCGCCUAGACCAGACUGGGUUCCCCAAAGCCUCCCCCUCCCCAGAUCCUCACUGAGGUGGGGGCACUGUCUGCAGCCCAAGACCAAGGGCAGGACCUGGACACUGAGCUUCUGAUGCCCGUGCCCGGGACGUGCGUGCCCCUGCUCACCACCACGAUCAGUACAGCCCAGGGUGCACCCCAAGAGGCCUGAGUCGAAGAGGGCCGCUGCCACCGAGCCUGGCCGGCCUCAGGGGUCUGCCUCCUUCUGCGGGAAGGACACCUGGUCCGAGCUCAGCCCAGGAGAUCCCAGAAGCUUGCAGCCCAGCAGGCGGCCCUGGCCCUCCCUCGCCACGUACUCUGUCUCCUAAUGAGUUCAUUAAUUAGCUACCAGGCAGGGUUCAACAGCUCUCUCUUGCUGCCAUAAACCCUGUUUGUUUGAUCGA